Molecule: messenger RNA, 1437 nt
Organism: Linum tenue
Lineage: Eukaryota; Viridiplantae; Streptophyta; Magnoliopsida; Malpighiales; Linaceae
Source: the annotation of a GenBank genome assembly
AUGGAUGAGCUGCUCUGUGACGAACUGCUCCAAGAAAUCUUCACCAGAAUUCCAUCAGCCCCACCUCCAUCGAUUCCUCUGGUUUCAAAGCGGUGGCUCUGCCUCUACAGAGCUUCAAAAACCUCCCUAUCCCUUAGAAUCACUCUCGAUCACCACCAGCACCAGAACGCCAAUUCCUCCGCCGCCGCCGCCGCUCUCUUCCGGUCCUUCUCUUCCUUUCUCUCCCACUACCCUUUCCUCUCUUCCCUCUCCCUCCUCCUCAACGACCUUUCUUGCCCUCGCUCUCCAAGCUUCAACGAUCGCCUUCUAUUUCUAAUUUCCUCUCUCUGCUUGAAGCUCAAGCAGCUCAAAUUCCUCCCCUACCCUGUCUCUGUAAUUUCCCUUCGUUCCCUCUCCCAUUCCUGCACCCUCCUCACUUCCCUCACGGUUUCCCUCUCAAGACCGCUGCUUCUCCACUGGGUCGCCUGGUUUGCUUCCUUGAAGGAAUUAUCCGUCUCUGUCUGCGAUGGCGACGAAAGGGGAAUUGGGUUUUCUUUGGAUGAAGGAAAAGAUUCCGAAUUGGGAUUGGAGAGCGUCUCUUUCGCAGGAAUUGGAAGAGACGAUUCUGGGCUAGGGUUUCUAUGGAGGAGCUGCAAGAAGCUAAAGAAAUUAAGCCUCAAAAGCUGCGAAGGUAUUGGAGAUGGCGGUUCCUUUUCCUCGUUUACCCACUGUUUGAUUCAUUUACAAGAAUUAGAGCUGAGAACUUGUAGAAAUAUAGCCGACGGAGUCCUCUUAAGACUAGCUGAACACUCCACCUCCUUGAAUUCCUUACUCGUUUAUGAUGGUGGGAGCAGAGAUGGAUUGCUUAAUUUCAUCACCAACUCGAAAUGCCAAGUCUCGAACCUUGACUUCCGCCUUCCUCUGGACCUAAGCAACGACCAUCUCUCAGCAGUGGCCACAAACUUCAGGUGUCUCAAAUCUCUGAGACUACAGAGUUGCUGCCUUGUCUCAGGUGAAGGCCUGAAAGCUCUAGGGAUCGCCAUGAGCUCGGGCCUCGAGGAACUGGCCUUGAUCAACUGCGAUGUGGUCGAGAGGGAAUCCGGUUUGCUUGCCACAUUGGGGCAGAACUUGAAGCAGCUGAGGAAGCUGGAUUUGUCGUAUAACGAGUACCUGUUCGAUAAGGAGUUCAUUGGCAUGCUGGCCUCUUGCUGCAAUUUGGUUGAUCUCAAGAUAAGAGGUUGCAGGGGGUUGACUGGUCUGGCCAUGGUGGCUGUCUCCAGGAGCUGUAAGAAGUUGGAGCGUGUUGAUGUUGUGCACUGCAGUGGGAUCACAGCUGAUGGUGUAGAGACCUUGGUGGUGAAAUCUUCGAGAUUAAGACGAGUUCAAGUCGAGGAGACCAAGGUUUCGGAUGUUGCGAGGGGAUGGGCGAAUAGGAGGUUCAUCGAGGUUUCGGCUUGA